Mesorhabditis belari is the source of this 993-nucleotide messenger RNA. NCBI's taxonomy places the organism in Eukaryota, Metazoa, Nematoda, Chromadorea, Rhabditida, Rhabditidae. The record is from the annotation of a GenBank genome assembly.
AUGGAGUAUUGUGAUCGAGGAUCGCUGAAAACAUUGAUCCUUAAUCCGACCAUCAUUUCCACCAUUCGCUCAGUCAUCUCGUGGAGCCAACAACUCUUUGGAGCACUCGAUUACAUGUACCAAACUUUCAAUAUCAUCCAUCGUGAUAUCAAACCUACCAAUAUCUUCGUCACAAAUGAUUUCACUUUGAAAGUCGGCGAUUUCGGAUUGGCAAAGGUGGCGGUUGAGACGAUGAGCGGGACUUUUAUUGGAAGCUAUCGAUAUAUGAGUCCGACAAGACCUGACUACGAUGCUCGGGCAUCUCAUCUUCAUGAUAUUUAUGCUAUGGGCCUUGUCGUUUGGGAGCUGAUAGAAAGAAGGGCUGUAUGGUCAGAGUACGAAGCUGAUGGCGAAUUUCGUUAUCAUUUCUUUCUCUACAGCUUUUUCGAAGUUGCUUGGCCUAAUGGAACGUUGCUUGCCACUGAUUCAACUGGAGAGUACAUUCUUGACGACGGCACUGAUUAUCAGAGGAUCAGAGAAAACCUCCUCCCUUCAUUGCAAGACGCCGUCCUCCGCUUCGACAUUUGGCAAUGUGGCCAAGGAUGGAGCCAUUUCAAUGGUUCUUGUUAUCAGCCCUCUUAUUUCCAAAAGCAUCCAUUUCAACAAGAAGCCACAUUUGAUGAAGCUGAGCGCGUGUGCAGAAAUCUAGCUCCAGGAGCCAAUUUGAUCUCGAUUCACAGCAAAGAAGAACAGGGAUUUGUUCACGAGCUUGUUGUUGAAAAUAAUCAUGACUGCUGGAUUGGAUUGAGGCAUCUCGAAAACAAAUGGAUUUGGAAUGACGGAACGAAGGUAGAUUACACAAAUUGGGAUGCCGCAAAUGGAGAACCGUCGAAUGUGAACAUAGAGAAAUGGGUUUACAUGAGACCAAAUGGUGGAAAAUGGAAUAACGUGAAAAAAGACUAUAAAGCUCUCAUUGGAUGCAAGAAACCCGUUGGCAAAUUGUCUCAAAUCGCU